Messenger RNA from Daucus carota subsp. sativus, 3359 nucleotides. RefSeq names its product pleiotropic drug resistance protein 3-like. The record is from RefSeq and is a predicted model, not a curated record. NCBI's taxonomy places the organism in Eukaryota, Viridiplantae, Streptophyta, Magnoliopsida, Apiales, Apiaceae. The coding region runs from base 1469 to 1894 and encodes 141 amino acids. Gene Ontology annotation, cellular component: membrane. The transcript has 7 exons. Gene Ontology annotation, molecular function: ABC-type transporter activity.
GCCUGAAAUAAGUUUUAUUUUAAAGUGACAGGUUGGGGCUUUUUUUGGAUCGUGAUAAUUUGGCCAUUCGGUGUCAAAAUCAUGACAGGCCUUCUCUCCUAUAAAUUGAACCCGGCUUCCUAACGUUAGAAAUUGAAAAUUAAAACGUAAGUGUGAUCAUAAAGAGCGAGAGAGAGAGAGUUGUGGAGAGGGGUAUUGUUAGAGAGAGAGAGAGAGCUGGUUAGAUAUAGAGAGAGAUAGAGGCAUAGAGAGAGAGACAAAGAGAGAUUGAGUCAGAGGGAGAGGGUUAGAGAGAGAGAGUUGUGGAGAGGGUCAGAGUGAGAGAGAGAGAGCGAAUUAGAGUGAGAGACAUAUAGAGAGGGAGUUAGAGGCAUUAGAUCACAUACAGAGUCAGAGAGAGAGAGAUUGAGUUAGAGAGAAAGUUGGAGAGAGAGGGGGUUACAGAGAGUUUGCAUGAGAGAGAGGGGGUUACAGAGAGUUUGCAUGAGGGAGAGAGGGGGUUACAGAGAGUUUGCAUGAGGGAGAGAGGGGGUUUUUCUUUAUCAUUAUUUAAUUUGUCGACUUCUUGUUGUAAUUCUUAAUUGUUAAUUCAUCAGAGUUUAAAGAAAAAAAGAUUUAUAGAUUUGUGUUUUGUGGGGUCGAAUCUUGAACAUGCUCUGUUAAUAUAUAAGUUUGUUUUAUGGGUUUUGAUGUUUUUAAUUUGUGGUCAUAUAAUUUUUUAUUGGGGGUUUAUGUAUGAAUAUUUGACGUCAAUGUUUGUGGUUAUAUGGGUAUCUGAAUGUGUUUUGCUUUAAUUCUUGAUGGAACUAGAUAUUUUGUGGCGGGCUUCUUUCAUGUGUGUUUUAGUGUGUACUGGGUUUUUGAUGUGUUAUAUAUAUAGGUUAUAGGUUAUCUGUUUUCUUGCAAUUCCGAUCAAAUUACAGGAGAGUAUUACUGGAUAUGCAUGUUCACGUAAAUCUUGAUUUUAGUCCAGGUCCGGUUGGGUUGCCUUUGUUAGAUAAUUCUAUGUAUGUGUGUUGAGUUCUCUUUUCGUGAUUAGUUUGAUCUGAAUUCUGAACUGUGUUUGUAAUUGUGUAAUUGACCUUUUUUGAUGAUAAAAUACUCGUAAUCUGAGUUUGAUUUAGAUUCUUUGUUGCAGAUAUAAUAUAUACUUCAAUAUAUGUUAGUAAUUGUUUGAGAAUAUCAAAGUUGAUACUCUGAUUUUUGUAUCGCCAGUUGGUGGACAAAAAUUGAAAUAAGGCAGUUUCAAUUAUCUGGACUGCGAUAAAUGUUGGUGAUCGAGUUGAUAGUGCUUUGAAAGACAUGGCAGUUGUAAUGAAACAGUUGGACGGACCCGUGGAGGCGAUUCAGGCUCUUUCAAACAUCCUAUCCUUCUGAAUCACAACAAUAUCUUCACAACAUGCUCCUUCAAUCUGGGAUUUGCUUUUGUUUCUAAGUCGCUGCAAUUCUACAGUCUUCCUUCUACACUAUGUUUAACCUGUUCUCUGGGUUUAUUAUUCCUCAACCAAAAAUUCCCAAGUGGUGGUUAUGGUUCUAUUACCUCAUGCCUACUUCUUGGACUCUAAAUGGCAUGCUUACCUCCCAAUAUGGAGAUGUAGAGAAGGAGAUUACCGUGUUUGGAGAAAAGAAGACAUUUGCAGCGUUUGUAAAGGAUUACUUUGGAUUUCACCAUGAUCGCUUGCAAUGGUCUCAAAUAAUGCCAAAGUCGAAUGUGACGCUAAUCAUCUUCAUAGCUCUCGAGCUUGUAACUGCUAAGAAAAUUCCAGGCGCGACAUACACUGAUAAGCAGAAGCAUGGUGAUCUGGGGGAUAAUCUCUAUGACUUCAUCACUGUUGUUCUGUUUCAAAAACUAGAAGGGACCUUCCGCAAGACGUUCUUCUUGCCAGAACAAUAAAGAAUCUGGAAUAGAACCAAACUUUUGUGCACAUCCUCGAGUUGCAACAAAAAAAACAUACACGUAGUCCUCAUCUUUGUCAAUUUGAUGUGAUAUGCUAUCUUGUUUCUGGAAACUUGGAUAGCGGGUGCAUGCCAAGAGGAGGAAUACCUUUCUGCUGCUGAAGGCAUGAUGCAUGUGUGCUGUGCAUCAGGUUUCAUAUAUAGGAACUUGCUAUAAUUUGAUGUGCAAGGACUUAAUUGAAAAACUAGUUUUGUCUCUACACUGCGACAUUGAAGGCUGCAAAAUGCAUAUUGAAUGGCCUUGAAAGAAAUGAUAUGCUAUAUGAUUGAUCAUAUAAUUUAUAAUUCAGAGACUGCAGUCCAUAGGUUCCUGACAAAAUGUCUGCCACAUGCAAUAAAACAGUUGUCGUCCUCAAUGUUAGGUGGUAAUAAACAAAGACCAAAUAUGUUAAAGUAAUAACAGACUUUAACUCUGAGUUUUCAGUGUUUUCCUCGUGCUCUUUAACUUACUAUAAGGACAUAAGAAACAGAUUUUUUUUUUUAAUGUAACUGUGUAGGAAUCAAGGUAAUAUUUAAAAAUCAGUUGAUGCUCGAUUAUUAGGUAAUGCUUCCAAUUUAGUAGUUACUUUAUUACUUCAUUCUUAUCUUCUGUAUAAUAUGCAUGUCCAGGUAAGAUCAAGGCUAAUAUCCAAAGUAUCUUAGUGAAAGAUGUAGGUUUGUUUCUGAUAAAGUAUUUCUCAAUGUGAUGUUUAUUUGCUAAUUCUCCGCUGGUUUGUGUAUUUGACAUUUUGACCAGAUAUCCUUGAGUAUUGCUUAAUUAGAUUAUUAACUCUUGAGCCUAAGUGCUUUAAGAAUCUGCUUCAUGUAGAGUUAGCUAGCUGACAAUAAGCCAUCUGGCAUAUUGAAAUAUUAAAGCGAAUCAAGUGUGAGCUCACCAAAAAGAUAUCCAUGCGCUAAUUAUAAGAAUUUUUGGUGCUCUGCAAAGUUGUCCUUGAUAGCGCAGUUAGCUAGAGCAGGUGAUAUGUAUUCAACAAGAACUGACCUAUCAGAGGUAGGAAGAAGUUUGAGACCAUCUUCUGAGCUUUCCUUACAAAUUCUAAUUCUCUGGUGGAUAAUGAAGAUGAUGAGUAUGUGGAGCAAUGGGCUGAGAUCAAUAGAUUGCCUACUUCUCAGCGCUUGAGGUUAUCACUGAUUGAUGAUUAUAACACCGAAGGAGACAGAUGUGAUGCUAAAGGGAAGAGGAUAAUAGAUGUUUCUACUGUUGGUGCACUGGACAGGCAUAUGUUCAUUGAGAAACUUAUUAAGCAUGUUGAGGAUGACAAUCUACAUUUGUUGCACAGGAUUAGAAAAAGAAUAAACAAGUAAACUCUCUUCUUUCUGCUAUAAAAGAUGAAGUUGUCUACUUGCAAACAAGUCCUACAUACAGAUUGAAAGCUGCCAGCGUGGUAUGCUCAACAUAUGGA